AUGGACGGAGCCAGCGGCGUCAGUAGCGGCGGAGAAGUCUCAUCCCAAUUACCGGCACCGACACCGAUGCAAAACUCAAACUCGCCGCCUCCGUUUUUGAGCAAGAUGUAUGACAUGGUGGAUGACCCUUCCACUGACGCCGUAGUUUCAUGGAGCGCAACCAAUAACAGUUUUGUUGUUUGGGACCCACCGGAAUUCGCUAGGGACCUUUUGCCGAAGUACUUCAAACACAACAACUUCUCAAGCUUUGUUAGACAGUUGAAUACAUAUCAACUAAAUGGAGCUGAAGAGGGAAGUUUGACAAAGAAAGCCAUUCUCAGGUUAAUAUGUUACUUGAUUAUGGGUUCUUGGAGAAAUGUUUGCUAUGAAGCGGGUAUUGGCCCUAAAAGGGUUCAGGAAAUUAUAGAAGUUGUGGACGAAACACCAAAAAAAGGAACUCAACAAGAAAGAGUUCAAAAGGUUGAUCACAAUUUGGACAAAGAGACUAUUGCAAAGAAAAUGGAGAUAGACAAACUCUCGCAACCAAAAGUAAUGAAAGAUCAUGCACAUGGUGACAAAGAAGUUGUACAAGAAACACCAAAGAAAAGAACUCAAGUGAAAGCUACAGUGAAUAGAGAAAGAAUUCAAAAGGUUGAUGGAAAAUUGGACAACCACAUUGCUAUGAAGAAAGCAGAGAGACCUAAGCUUUUGCAACCACAAGUUAAGGAAGUUCUUGCACAUGGAAACAAAGAAGUUUCACAAGAUGCUUCCUACAUCAUGUUUUGGGCAGAAUCAUUGGUUCAGAUGGUAGCGGCUUGCCAUGAUGAUGUAUUAGGUUCUGUUCACCUUAUUAGGAAGCGGUAUGAACUAAAAGAAAAGUGGAGUGGAAAUUGGAAGAAAGCUUCUAAAGUCGUGACAAAGGCAUAUUGUGAGUUCAAAACGGAUCAGAAAACUAUUCUGCAAAAGAAGGAUGAUCAGAACAAGGUUCUGAAAAGCCAACUAGAUCUUUUCCAAGACAUUCCUAGAGAGAACGUUGGAGAUGGUUUGGGUGUAUUGGAUCCGAGAGUUGGAAUUUGA
Messenger RNA from Vicia faba (fava bean), 1056 nucleotides. The record is from the annotation of a GenBank genome assembly. NCBI's taxonomy places the organism in Eukaryota, Viridiplantae, Streptophyta, Magnoliopsida, Fabales, Fabaceae.